Mollisia scopiformis is the source of this 1394-nucleotide messenger RNA. RefSeq lists its product as uncharacterized. The transcript is spliced from 3 exons. The coding region runs from base 178 to 1101 and encodes 307 amino acids. Lineage: Eukaryota; Fungi; Ascomycota; Leotiomycetes; Helotiales; Mollisiaceae. The record is from RefSeq and is a predicted model, not a curated record.
CUUCCUUCUUUUGGGAUGCUACCAAGCCCACAUAGGCGGUCUUACCAAAGCCCCUUGUGUUACCAACAUCCCUAGCGUAUUUAGGACCUCAUGAAUCCCCGUGGGACUCCCGUGUGAGAUCCUUAUCCUUCUAUUGCUCCACCUUGACCCGUGGUUUCCAGCCCUACGAGUCUUGAAAUGGACAAGCGUGAAGCCAUCACCGCAUCCAACCUUGGUCCGGUAGUCAGCUUGCUGGCCUGGAUCAUGGUAGCAUCGGUUCUCAUCGCGGUCGGCAUCAAGUUUACCUUGUCGUCCGUCAUUCUCAGAAGAUGGAUUACGGAGGACAUUGCACUAGCCCUCGCGACAGUUUUCAGUAUCGGCUUCUCGGUUUCCAUAUCGCUUGCCGUACCAAACGGAAUCGGGCGACAUCAGACGACAUUGUCAUCGGAUCAACUAAAGUCGCUACAGAAAGCAGUCUAUUCUGCCAGUAUUCUGCUCGUCCUGGUCUCAAGUUGUGCGCAAGCCUCAAUCCUCAUCUUUCUCUACGAGAUCACGCCACGCCUCUCCCACCAGCGGUUGAUUUAUAGUGUGGCGGGUUUCACUGCCUUGUUCUUCAUCCCGUCAUUCUUCGUGGCCGUCUUUCCAUGUCGUCCGCCUGAUGUGUGGGAAGUCUUGGGGAGUCAAUGCAUCGACCAGUCCUUCUUUUGGAGAACAUUUGCGGGAGUGAACCUCGUCAUUGAAAGCGCACUGAUUCUCCUUCCCGCCUUCAUGGUCUGGCCCAUGACGAUGGAUAGAAGACGGAAAUCCAUAGUGAUCACCGGGUUUGCCGCUCGAUUGGCGGUUAUGGGUGCUUUCGCGGCACAGUUCUAUGAAGCUCAGAGCUUGGAGACGCAACUUCUGGAUAAAACCUUUGACACUUGGAGAUACCAUGUGACCACGGUGUUUGUGCAGGGACUCAGCAUCAUUACUGUCUGCAUCCCCUAUAUUAGAAAUCUGCUUCUGGGUAUGGAGUCAGGCAUGAUACAGACCGGUCAUUUCAGAUUGCCAGACAGGCACGGCUUGGAGCCCGAAAUUCCCCUCCGACUGAACUCUCUUAACAACACAGGAGCAAAAAUUGCGUAAUCUGCCAUUUCCUAUGUUGAAGGAGAUAACAUCAAUUAGUGCACAAAGUCAUCCAGGAGACGGGCCAUAGCUUAGAGGAUAGACAGGAUGCUGGCUUCAUUGAUUGUGGAGGGCAAGUAAUUAAGGUCAUCCAAUGAUCCGCGAAGCCUUACGAAAGCAACGAUCGGAGAACUACCUCUGAAAUGUAUGUAACCUAAAGGUGCAAAUUUGCGCAUGGAGUGUGCCCGAAUACAAGUUAAAAGUGCCCGAGGCGAUGCCCGAGUUGUAUAGGUAAAGUUCAAGCGGGGACGUCC